Messenger RNA from Prunus avium (sweet cherry), 1435 nucleotides. Its product is annotated as heat shock protein. Gene Ontology annotation, molecular function: cysteine-type peptidase activity. The record is from RefSeq and is a predicted model, not a curated record. Gene Ontology annotation, biological process: proteolysis. Lineage: Eukaryota; Viridiplantae; Streptophyta; Magnoliopsida; Rosales; Rosaceae.
AUGUCACUCAAUUUUGCAAGGUUUAGACAGGAGAUCUCUUCCCUUGGAGAAGUCCCGCCAGAGCAUUCUCUCGCUCCGAGUGUCGCUGAACUCUUAACAGUUAACUCUCUCCACUGAAACGACGCCGUGAAAUGCCUCUUUCCCCUCCUGGAAGAUGGAGAACCUGCAUCUUUGCUUCAAUGGCCCCGCUACUGCAAGCCCGAAGCUUCAGAUCAGACGCAGCGUUAGAAGCUCUGGCCAAAGCCUCUCAAGACAAAGUCCCCAACUUGCUUCUCUACAACUACCCCUCAUUCUCUGGAGCUUUCUCCGCCCUCUUCGCUCACCUCUUUCACUCUCGCCUCAACCUCCCUUGUCUCUCUCUGCCUUUCUCUUCCGUCGAACCCUUCAGGGUUGAUGAUUUGUGUAUUGAAGGGCUGGAGAGAUGCUAUCUUUUUGAUUUUCUUGGCCCAAAGGGAUUUGCAGUUGAGUUUGCGCGAAGAGCUUUGUGCGAGGUAAUUUCCUUUGAUCAUCGGAGAAGGGUACUUCCACAGAUACCCUCCGAUGAAGAUUGUCCAAAGAACCUCACAUUUCAUGUGAAUCUUGAAAAGAGUAGCUCUACUGCUGUGUAUGACUACUUCUCCACUAUACUGGCCGGCAGUGAGUAUCAUAAUGGAAUGGAUGUAAGUUUAUUAGAACCCGAGGACAGAGAUCGUGUAGAAAUGGUACUUAAGUACAUCGAGGAUGGCGAUCUUCGGCGGUGGAGCUUACCGGAUAUUAAGGCGUUUAAUAUUGGACUUAGUGAAUGGCGCUCCAAGUUGAAUUGUGUUACUAAUCCAUACAUGUAUGAACAGUUACUGGAUAUAAGUGCUGUGGAUGCUAUCGCUAAGGGAAGCGCUUAUAAUUCUAUUCGCCAGAAAGCUGCAAAUAAGUUACUGGAUAAUGUUUUGAAAGUAAGGUUGGGGAGAGGAUUUUAUGGGGAGUGUCUGGGAGUUCGAGCUCACGUGAAUUCUGAGCUAAGUGAUGAAAUCGGCAAGCAGCUUAGUGUAAAAAGUGCUGCUGCUGGUCUACGGCCUAUAGGAGCUGUUAUAUUCAUGCAGCGGAAAAACCUAAAAAUGUGCUUAAGGAGUUCUGAUAGUUCCACUGAUACCUCUGAAGUUGCGAAGGCAUAUGGAGGAGGAGGCUUGCCAAGUUCUAGUUCCUUUAUUAUAAGGAUGGACGAGUACAAUCAGUGGAUCUCGGAAAAUUCAAGAUGAACAUGUCAAGGUGUGAAACACAAUUGUUAAUCCACAAAGUUGUUGAAUUACCUGACCAUCUCUUUCUCUGACAUUUCUAUUUGUGCUAUAAAUACUGAGAUUACAUUCAAGUAUUCUUCCUGUUUCAUUUCAUAUUGGCAAUUUGAUAUUUGCAUGCACCCACUUUUGAAAAUAAUCACAUAAAUGUAUUUUAACUCUGCCAA